This is a messenger RNA of Cadophora gregata, 1162 nucleotides long. RefSeq lists its product as uncharacterized. The record is from RefSeq and is a predicted model, not a curated record. NCBI's taxonomy places the organism in Eukaryota, Fungi, Ascomycota, Leotiomycetes, Helotiales, Ploettnerulaceae. Bases 145 to 720 code for a protein of 191 amino acids. The transcript is spliced from 8 exons.
AGGAGUGACAAGCCCAAUCUACAAGUAAAGAGAACCUUCCUCAUUAGCCCACAGUCCUUCCUCCCAAACUCUCUCUACGCUCUUUACAACCGAGACACUGCCAAAGCUCGACGCUCCUUACCAAAGCAAAGCCAAACGCCCAUCAUGAAUAUGAACAACGGUCUUUUCCUGCGAAGUGCAGGUCUUCACCCGACCCAGUGCACCUACUGCCAGCUUGAUCCGUAUACCGGGGAGCAUAUUUGUGACUGUGCGACUCAGAAUUACCUGGCUAGCAUAGGUUAUGGAUCACCUCAACAGAUUCUGGUUUCGGCUGCCAACUGUACUUGCCCUCAAUGUCCGUACCAGGUAUUCCUCGGUGGUGGUACAGGGCUUUUGAGCGGUGGCUUUCAGCUUGCCGCUGCUUCUCCAUUAAACAAGGGCUUUGGAAUGACCGGUGGUCUCCCUGUGAAUCCGGCUCUUGGAAUCGGGGCAUUUCAGAUGAAUCCUCUCGCGUUCCAGAGCAUGUCUCCAUUUGGUGCUGCUGGACUUGGCGGAGCGACUGCACUCAGCAUGGGUAUGCUAGGGCAAGGCUUUGCAGCACAACAUAUGCUCAGCCAGCCCAUGGCCGCUAUGAAUAGGCGCGGUUUCGGUCGUGGAGCUGUCAAUAGACUCGGCUCCAGCCCUUUUUGCAGCAGUCGCUGGGGAGGUCGUGGCAGCCCUUAUGACUUGUACUGGAGGUAGCUCUUAUUGCUCCCAUGGUGUUACUCCAAACUCCUGAGAUAUUAAGUAUACUUCCGUCUCGGCGUGUCGAUUCAUGACAAAACUAUUUCACGUUUGGUGUGCUGCAUUGAUUAAUACUCUUGAGGGUUUCUACGAGAAUUUGUGGAUUGAUUAUCGGUUCUACUGUAUGAGGUUGCUGGCACUCUUCAGCGGCUAAGAGGAGACAGAAAGGGAACAGUAUAUUAAUUCUUUCUUAUGGGAAUUAUUCCAUAGAGGAUUGUAGGUUGAAACAAUAGAAACAAAGGAAAGUUGGAUGCGAUGCCAAAUUGUGUUAUGGUUCCAGUUGCGACGUCUAACCGAUGUUAUCAUCGAGGGGCUUGGGAGUGUUCACACAUCUUGUUAAUACAACACAAAUGGAAUGCGGCUGGUCAAAUAUCUGCGUUUCAACUAACUAUCGUACAAG